This is a messenger RNA of Onthophagus taurus, 1425 nucleotides long. The record is from RefSeq and is a predicted model, not a curated record. NCBI's taxonomy places the organism in Eukaryota, Metazoa, Arthropoda, Insecta, Coleoptera, Scarabaeidae.
AGUUGUGUUAAACAAACAUAUCCGAAAUGUUGUUGAUACUUUUUAUGGGUUUAAUAUCUUUUUUUACACUUUAUUACUUUUAUCAAACAAAUAAGUACAAGAUAAUUGAUGAUUAUCCUGGACCAACUCCAUUAGAAUUAUUAAAAUUUGUAUUAUUACCGAAAUCGACUGUUGAUUCUUAUAAAUUCUUCGUUUCUUUAAACAACAAAUAUGGACCAGUUGUUAAAAUAUGGAUCAAACCUUUUAAACCAACUCUCCUCGUUUCCGAUGAAAAAUUUAUUAAACAUAUUUUAUUAUCGAAAGAACAUGUUAAUAAAGCGAGUUUAUUUGAAUUACUGGAAGCAUUUAUAGGAAACGGAUUACCCAUUAUGAGCGAUAUGAAUUUAUGGAGACAAGAACGAAAAACGAUUUCACACGUAUUUAAUAAUCAAUUCAACAUCGAUUAUAUAUCAACAAUUAAAACACACGCCAUUAAACUGCGCGAUGCGAUUAAUGAAAAUUUAAAUCAACCCGUUGAUUUGCAAAUGUUGUUAUUAAGACAUGGAUUAAACAUUGUUUAUGGUAAAAAAUACAAUAAGUAUUUAUGCAUCAAAAAAAUUUGUUUUCUAGAAAUAUUACUUAAUGAAGAUAUUAGUAACCAAGAUGAUCGUGUAAAUCGUUAUAGCACAGCUUUGAAAACAUUUUUCGAAGUUUAUUUUGAUAGAAUCAAUUCCCCAUUGAAAAUGAACGAUAACAUAUUUAAAUUAACCAAUAAUUAUAAAAUUUGGAACAAAUGUUCUGAGGAAGCUACGGAAUUUAUUGAAAGUACUUUAAAAACAGUUGUCGAAUUAAAAAAGAAAUCGCCGAAUGAAAGUUUUCGAAAAGAUUUUAUUGAUUUACUUUUAGAAUCUGGUUUGAGUUAUGAUAGAAUUUUAGCGCAUCUUCGAACAUUUGUUGUUGCUGGUUCCGAUACAGUUUCAGCUGCAACUGGUUUUGCUCUUUAUGAACUUGCUAAACAACCUGAAUUACAAGAAAAAAUUUUUCAGGAAUACAUUUCGAUUGUAGGAUUCGACGAAAAGGUUUUCGCAGAAUUUAGAGAUAUUCAACAAAUGAGUUUUGCUGAUUGCGUUAUGAAAGAAAGUUUAAGACUUUAUCCUCCAGUUCCAUUUAUAUUUAGAACUUUAAUUAAACCGGCAGAAAUCGAUGAUAAAGUUCUUCCGGGUGACAUCGAUGUAACCUUUUCAAUAAUCGGGUCUCAUUAUUUAAAUUUUGAAGACCCCACAAAGUUUAAACCCGAAAGAUUUCUUCCAGAAAAUUCCACCAAAAUCCCAGCAAAUGCUUAUUUACCAUUUUCGUUGGGACCAAGAGAUUGCAUAGGUAUUCANAACUCGAAUUGCGACUUGGAAUAUAAGGACUCUGCGCAGCCUGGGUGCACUACGGAACCUA